AUACAACAAGCUAAUGAUAUAGAGCUGAGCUGAGGCAAAGUUAUAUCCCUUCUCCUCGAUUCUAAGCUAGUCUUCUUCUUGUUCUUAUAGUCUCUCUUCUUUCCGAUAUUCGAAAUCAGCAGCGAUCUAUGUACUCUUCCAUUUUCUGCUGAAUCUCAACACUCCAAUGGGUUCUACCGAGAUUAACUGGGACCGGCUAGAUAAAACGAAGUUCUAUGUCGUGGGAGCUGGACUGUUUACGGGUGUCACUGUGGCGCUCUACCCUAUCUCUGUUGUGAAGACUAGGCUGCAGGUUGCCUCAAAGGAAACUAUGGAGAGAAGUGCACUUUCUGUUGUGAAAGGAUUGCUUAGAACGGAUGGUAUACCUGGUUUGUAUAAAGGGUUUGGAACGGUCAUCACUGGUGCAAUUCCUGCCAGAAUCAUAUUCCUCACUGCCUUAGAGACAACAAAGGCUGCUUCCUUCAAGAUGAUCGAGCCGUUUAAACUAUCUGAAACGGCCCAGGCUGCCAUAGCAAAUGGAUUUGCGGGAAUGACAUCAUCGCUUAUGUCACAAGCCGUGUUUGUUCCAAUUGAUGUGAUUAGCCAAAAGUUGAUGGUGCAAGGAUACUCAGGCCAUGCCCAGUAUAGUGGGGGUUUGGAUGUUGCUCGUAAGGUGUUAAGGUCUGAUGGCAUCAGGGGAUUAUAUAGAGGCUUUGGUCUAUCUGUUAUGACUUAUUCGCCAUCUACCGCUGUAUGGUGGGCGAGUUAUGGCUCAAGUCAGCGCUUGUUAUGGAGGUUCUUGGGAGAUGGUGACAAAAAUGAGAAAGACACUCCUAGUCUGCCGAAGAUUAUUUUUGUUCAGGCUGCUGGAGGGAUUAUUGCUGGUGCUACUGCAUCCUGCAUCACAACCCCAUUGGAUACUAUCAAGACAAGGUUACAGGUGAUGGGACAUGAACAGAGAAGCUCUGUAAAACAAGUUGUUAAAGACUUAAUCAAAGAAGAUGGUUGGAAAGGUGUAUAUAGAGGAUUAGGUCCAAGAUUUUUCAGCAUGUCUGCAUGGGGUACUUCAAUGAUAUUGGCUUAUGAAUAUCUGAAGCGUUUGUGUGCAAAAGAUGAUGAGACAGCUGGUCUGCAAACUGGUAUUAUUUCAAUUGAUUAGAGAAGAUUUGCUCCCAAUCUACCUGGUAAUUGAGUUUCUUUUAUCGGCUGGGUUGACGAGUUGGAUAAUCCUACACCUUGAGCAUUGAUUUGCUUCUGGAGUGGACAUAUCAGUCUUGAUUUAAAGGAUAACCUUUAAACAAACAGCUAUACUAACUGAUUGUUCAGGAAAUGAUCGUUGGAUACACAGAUAUGGAAUUUUUCCUCGUAGAAAAUUAUUUUCAUUCUUUGCGAUAGCUAAAUUGCUUUGAAUAGGUGUAUUCUUUUCCAUCAUUGUUAUGGAUAGUGUACAAUUGGAUGAAUUUUGUUUUGUCAUGGAUGGCUGGAUGGAUAUGGUCUCAUGGAUUAUUUCCCCACCCCUAGAUGGAAGCCACGGCAUAUAUCUUUUUCUCCUUAAAAUGUGUAGUGAUUUGAGAUUUGCCUCAGCUCAUCACUGCUUUUCUAGAUUUCUUCACCUUUUUUUCCCUUUCAAAAGUAGGUUUAGAGUAGUAACAUAUAUCUGAUAAAUGAAGAGUACGUUCGUAACUCUUCAGGGCAGUAUGAUAUUAAAGGAUGAAAUGGAAGUAGACAUUUAUCACGAUUAAGGUUGGUAACUUCCAAUUCCUAUUUCUAACUCAUCAGAAUUUCAUAUUUUUCAAUAAUAAACGUGAGAGGUCCUGUAACUUCAUUGGACAAAAUCAGAUCAUCUCAAUUGUAAGAAAAACUUGAUCA
Molecule: messenger RNA, 1848 nt
Organism: Lotus japonicus
Lineage: Eukaryota; Viridiplantae; Streptophyta; Magnoliopsida; Fabales; Fabaceae
Exons: 6
Coding region: 167-1138 (323 amino acids)
Biological process (GO): transmembrane transport
Source: RefSeq, a predicted model, not a curated record